This is a messenger RNA of Coregonus clupeaformis (lake whitefish), 4946 nucleotides long. Its product is annotated as uridine-cytidine kinase 2-A. Gene Ontology annotation, molecular function: kinase activity; ATP binding. The record is from RefSeq and is a predicted model, not a curated record. Bases 1193 to 1855 code for a protein of 220 amino acids. NCBI's taxonomy places the organism in Eukaryota, Metazoa, Chordata, Actinopteri, Salmoniformes, Salmonidae. The transcript is spliced from 7 exons. Gene Ontology annotation, cellular component: cytoplasm; cytosol.
AUUGUCAACGUGGUUGAAGGAUGAGUACUCACUGACCGCGUGGCUCAUGUCAUUACAGACCAAUGAAUGAAUGUUCCAUCAAAGCUAGUUUGUUCUUUAAUCAUGUGUGACAUUUUUAAAGCGUGUAUAGGAGUAGGCCCUGUUCGGCAAUAAUGUAACCCACUUAUGUGGCUGUAGAGAACUGACCUUAAUCCAAUUUACAUUCAUGUCUUUGUCUAUAACAUCUAUAACCCUAUCAAUUAGUGUACAAAUAAUUAAACAUUUUCACAAACCUUCAUUAAACAAGGAUUUCGAGAGGAAUCUACUCUAUUAGAGAAUGAAUCUACUCCUAUAGGCCUAUUAAAUUCAGAAACACCAUUUAUGACAACACAGAUCGAAAAGCAAUAAUUUGCUUAGCCAACUAAACUCAACUCCACGAUUUACGAUGGAGUUGAAUGUGACGUCGAGCUCCAGUCCGCCCACACUAGACGCCACUGAACUCUGUCGGCGAGCUCCAUUGUUACUCUUAAUAUUCACUUGCUAAUGCGUCAACAGAACCAGUUGAUUACACCUGGCGAGCAGUGAAAACACUGCCUAUCCGCCAUAAUACACCAGAAUGGGGUCAGCGGCACAGAAAUAUAACAAGAGUUUCUAAACCCAGAAGCGCAACAUCGCGAGACUUCCGGGAACGCUUGCAAAACCGACCAGGUCGGGUUUUGGGGUUUGAGAAGUCAGAGAGAAGUGAACAUUUUUUCCUUAGUUGUUAAUUUUCUAGAAAUCGAAUGGCACAAAGUAGUUUGAGCUAAUAUCUUAAGUAUUUUAACAUGUUAUUACUCCAACCUCGUGAAAGUGACAAACUGAAAGUUUUAAUUUUUGUCAAAAACAACUUUGUCUGGAGAAGUGUCUUUGAGUUGAUGGUUUGCACAUGCGCAGUUCGGCGUGAGACGACCGUUAGACCAGAUUACGUGUUUUUAGCUAUCCAACAUCGCCAUGACAUCGCCAUGACAUACAAGUGUGAUCGGGGAUUUCUAUUGGAGAAGCAUUUUUAGCCUAUCUUCAUACUGGAGCCUACUGUCUUUGGUAAUAUGUGUCACAUCUUACGUCAUAACGUACUGGGAGGUGAGCCUUGGCCUACAUCAGUGCAGUGCUGCUUUUUCCAUGUAGGCUUCUGUUCAUCGUGGUACAGUAAAUAUCAUCUGUCUGCGGUAAGAUCAUGGAGCUGCUUGGCCAGAACAAGAUUGACCAUCACCAGCGCCAGGUGGCCAUUCUCAGCCAAGACAGCUUCUACAGGGUCCUCACACCGGACCAGAAGGCCAAGGCACUGAAGGGACAGUUCAACUUCGACCACCCAGAUGCAUUUGACAAUGAGCUCAUCGUCAAAACGUUGUGGGACAUUUUGGAGGGCCAAACAGUGCAGAUCCCAGUGUAUGACUUUGUCACCCAUUCCAGGAAGGAAGAGGCGGUGACAGUGUACCCAGCAGACGUGGUGCUGUUCGAGGGCAUCCUGAUGUUCUACUCCCAGGAGAUCAGGGACCUGUUCCAGAUGAAGCUGUUUGUGGACACGGAUGCAGACACACGGCUCUCACGCAGAGUGCUCAGAGACAUCGGCGAGCGAGGAAGGGACCUGGAGCAGGUGCUAACGCAAUACAUAACCUUUGUCAAGCCCGCCUUUGAGGAGUUCUGUCUGCCAACCAAGAAAUGCGCUGACGUGAUCAUUCCCAGAGGAGCAGAUAAUCUUGUUGCCAUAAACCUUAUAGUUCAGCACAUCCAGGACAUUCUGAACGGUGGUCUGACCAAACGCCUGAACGGCAGCCUUAACGGUUACGGAACUCCCCGGAAACGGCAGGCGUCAGAGUCCAGCAGUCGGCCCCACUAACCACACCACCCCUCUCUGAACGCUAGGGAUCGAUGGAAGAGGGGAGGAGGGCUCAUCUGUACAUGCAUAAAUACAUACAUACAUACAUACCUACCUGUCUCCUACACUGAAUCAUUUCUUUCUCUAGCAAGAAACUGCAAGGCCUUCAUUUGAUAUUAUGUUUUUUUGGGGACUGGAUGAUGAAAUGUUUUGGAAGGGAGGAAGAGGAUUAGCUCUUUGAUUUGGAACUCUUUCAGUUCAAAGGUGAAGCAGUUAUUUCUGUAUUUUUAUUUGAUAUUCUGGCCCCUUUGAGCUUGCAGAUGUUAAUAAAUGAGGAAGAUGGGUAAAUUUGGGCUGAGCUUGAGCUCUUGCUGUGCGUUCAGUGGUCAGUGCAUUUUGAUUGGUCAUGUUGUCUGUCUGUACUGUUGGAUUGGAAUGGAAGGAAGGACGUGUGACAGAUUUGAUUUGUUACUGAGGGAACUCUGAAACACACACACACACUAUAUGAUCUUGGAAACUAUCCAAGAACACAUGAUUUAAAACUGAAUGCAAUUCACCUCUGUAGACUCCAAUUUAGCAAUUAUUUGAUUUUUUUAAAAAACAUUUUAGUCAUUUAGCAGAUGCUCUUAUCCAGAGCGACUUAGUUAGUGCAUACAUUUUUCAUACUGUAAUCAUGUUUGACAUGGUAUAGGAUGCCACUUCCUUUACUAUGCUAUAACCCUAUAUCCUUUGCCUCAGUGCUACAAGCCUACUCUUGAGCUAGUGAAAGGGAACAUUUUCUUAGGCCCUAUACAUAUUAUUGGCCUUUGCUGACCAAUUCAGUGGGUCAAAGCAACUUAAUGUUUUCUCAAGCUGAAAAAGAGCAGAACUACUUGACUUUACAAAUCAAAGCAAUGUUCUUAGUUUGUACAUAGUGUAGUAUUAUUUACCCUCUUGAUGUUGCUCUUUUUCAAUCAUUUUUCAGUAAUUUCACAGUAUUUGCUUGUUACCAUGCAUCUUGGAACAAACAACCUAAAAUUGAGAACAAAACUGAGAUUGUCUUUUUCAUCCAUCAAUCAAUCUUUACCUCGACCGGUUUUGUGUAUGGUGGCUGACACCCCACCAAAUAAAUAAACUGCAUUCUAUACUUGUGCCCAUGGCCCCUCUUUAAAAACCCUACACAGGGGAGUUUGUAAUGCCCCCAUGUCUCUUGAAUUAUUUGAGGUUCCAACUUAUAACUCUUUUUAAAUGCUCAUGCCCUUGAAGGAUGAGAGAACUAGACCUGCCUCUGUCUGAACAUCAGUAAAGUACAUAUCAUUAUUUACAUAAUGUUCUUUCAUUGCAAGGGUUCAUUUGAUAGCAUUGUUUUAAGCCUACAUAUAUUGUAAGUUGUCUUAAACUGCAGAAUCGUUAGAGGUAAAUUUGCUCUUAAAUAAGAUGGAGAUCAUGUCCAUGUUAGUAACAAUUGACUCAUCAAGCAUUAAUAUCUUUCAUUGCUCUUUACUGCUGCUAUUUAACUGUGUAGUUCCUAGUUCAUCAAUGUAUAACUGUUCUCUGUUUUUUUCUGUUCUUAUUUUCUGCAAUUUUGCAUCACCAAAACAUUUUCCUUUGGGAGUAGGCUCAGGUCAUUCAUAUACUUGAAUUCCCACAUCAAAUUGCCCAAUCAUAUAUAGUUUGAUUUAUCAGUGAUGUAUUCAAAUCAAUCAAAAUAUACUGCAAUAUUCCCAGACUGUGAAAGGUGAGAUUAUGGUCUUGUUAACAUUCACUCACUGAAUGAUGUGCUAGUAGUGUUAUACUAAAGGUUGUACUGUAUUGCAAUGGGUAGCAUACAAUUACAAUGGAUUGUUUUGCUUUCAGAAAUAUAGGUACAAAAAAAGUAUUGACUGCUGUGAUGUUUCCUACCUCAAAAUAUGUAUGAUACCUGUAUGCAAAGUGUAUACUGUAGUUUUGUUCACAUUUCCAGGGCAAAUGAUGGCAUGUCACAAUGUUGAGACAACCAGCCACGUUACUGUUGUCUGUCAGUGCAUCAUCACACCUUUUGUUAUUAUUAACUUCUGAUUGAUUUUAUUGAUAUGAGAAAUGGUUUCUAAAGUACUGUGUUCACGCCAUGAUCAUGACUGUAAGUCGCUUUGGAUAAAAGCGUCUGCUAAAUGGCAUAUUAUUAUUAUUUAGUUAUCUACUUUGUGAGAUGUAGAACCAGAGAAAGUGAACUUAUUGAUUAAAAUGUCAGCUCAGGAACUUGAGAGAUGUUGCCUUUGAAGAGAAAGAGAAGACUAGAAUAUAAUCUUAAACACUAGUAAUACGAUGCCUCACUUAAGUGUAGAGGAAAUGGCCUAACUUGAAUAUGAUGUACAUUACCUUUAAUUUCAAAGGCCUUCAAAGAGUCAGUCAAGUAAUGUAUAUCAUUGGCAGCCAUCUUAGAGACAUUCAGUAACAAAUUAAUUCCCUUGCUCAAAAUAUAUUAUGGUCCAAAAAGCUGUGGAUGUUGAUUGUCUGUAUUUAUUUCAAUCAUUGAAAUGUUGCUUUGUGUAUAAUUAGCUUCAAUGUUGAUGCAAUCUGCUGUAAAUAAAACAAAUGUCUGUUAAUAUAACUCAAUGACAUGAUACCAUAUAUGUUACUUGCAAGAGCUAGAUAGCUACUGUACUGUAUUUGUUCCAUGAUCAGGGUGUAACAGUGAGUCAAUGAGACAGUAAUUUCAACUGCCUCAGUGUGAACGCUAACUGUAUGUAUGUUAGAAUGAAAAACUUUGAAAAUAGUAAUGUGUUAUACAGUAUGUGAAGAAUGAGGCCUUUGACAUAGCUCAGGCAUUGUUGAACAUGACUCUAGCACGCAAGAGACCUGUGAUGAGAGAGGAAUAAAUAGUAUGACUAUAACCAAAACUGUUACCAGACCAACAAGUAAAACAGAAAACCAGGUUACCCAUCACAUUGUGAUGACCAUGACUUAACUGGUUUACCUGAAAGUUGAAAUUAUAAAAUAGUAAAAAGUCUGGAUUUUCUGGUUGACACACCAGGAUAUGACUACAUGAAUACAAGAGCAUUCAUAACUGUAUUAUAAUGUACAUGUAUUAUCAAACAGGUUGUGUAUCAAGAAACUGCAAUCAAACAAUGAAAUAAAGUGUUUGUGCUAUGUG